AUGGCAAUGAUUAAGAACAGUAUCCGGGAGUACAAGCUGGUAGUUGUCGGUGGCGGCGGUGUCGGCAAGUCCGCGCUGACGAUUCAGUUGAUACAGUCGCACUUCGUGGACGAGUACGACCCAACAAUCGAGGACUCGUACCGCAAGCAGGUUGUGAUUGACGGGCAGGUGUCCAUUUUGGACAUCCUGGACACUGCGGGCCAGGAGGAAUACUCUGCGAUGCGCGAGCAGUACAUGCGGACGGGAGAGGGCUUCCUGCUGGUGUACUCCGUGACGUCGCGGACGUCGUUCGAGGAGCUGAUGACCUACUACCAGCAGAUUCUUCGUGUGAAAGACGUUGAGUAUGUGCCAAUUUUCGUGGUGGGCAACAAGUCGGACCUCGAGGGGGAGCGCCAAGUUUCCUUCGAGGAAGGCGCAGAGCUGGCGCGCCAUUUCAACGCGUCGUUCCUGGAGACCUCUGCGAAGCAGGCCAUCAACGUCGAGGAGUCGUUCUACGGGUUAGCCCGGCUUGUGCGCGAUGACGGCAUACACGCAGGCAAGCGCCUGGAAAGCAGUCCUGAGGACCCCGCAAACGCCGCGGGCGCGGAGCCCAGCGCCGGCUACAGCAAAGACGACAACGCCCUGGACCCCGAGGCCGUACAGGGCACCUUGGCCAACUCUUCCGUGGGCAGCCGCGCGCCUGGCGCCGUUGACCACAAGGGCGAGACCUCCGCGGUCAGCGGCUCGCUGCGGUCCUCCCGCGCGCAGCAGCAGUCGCUGAACACCGACGGCGUCGCUGCCAAGAAGAGCACCGGCUGCUGCGUGAUCCUUUGA
This is a messenger RNA of Eremothecium gossypii ATCC 10895, 813 nucleotides long. Its product is annotated as Ras family GTPase RAS2. The record is from RefSeq and is marked provisional. Bases 1 to 813 code for a protein of 270 amino acids. Gene Ontology annotation, molecular function: GDP binding; GTPase activity; GTP binding. Gene Ontology annotation, biological process: signal transduction. NCBI's taxonomy places the organism in Eukaryota, Fungi, Ascomycota, Saccharomycetes, Saccharomycetales, Saccharomycetaceae. The transcript has 2 exons. Gene Ontology annotation, cellular component: plasma membrane.